AUAACAUUAUGUCUGAAAUACGAUGCCGGUUGUGUUGGUCUGACACCGCCUAAUUGUCCGGAACUAGCAACAGCUCACAACGAUGUAGAUGAACAUGCACAUGCACAGCACAACGAGCUGCGCCGGGCACGAUCCACGCUUGAUUCCCGAACCAUGGAUGUUUUCACGCCACAGCUACACAUCGUCGAGCAUCUCCCGCACUGUCCGGACCCAUCGGUUCAGCUUGUCCCAUCCAUCUACUACUUUCUGGUAGCCGCACUAACCACGUCGCUGAACGCCAUCCUGUUUGCUAUUACAAUCACCCUCUUCCUGCGCAGCAGAUCUGGCCGGAACGAAAAAUUGUGA
Gongylonema pulchrum is the source of this 345-nucleotide messenger RNA. NCBI's taxonomy places the organism in Eukaryota, Metazoa, Nematoda, Chromadorea, Rhabditida, Gongylonematidae. The record is from the annotation of a GenBank genome assembly.